CGGUCGGUCCGUCCAUUCUUUUGUUGAUUAAGUCUAGAAUGUGUGCAAGAAUGUGAUUAGGUACCUUAUUUUGCUGUGCUGAUUGACGAAGUGCAACGUAUAAUUUAUGAAUUAUGUUAAGAUUUAUUGAGAAAUUAAUUACUUAUUAACAUUCCUGUUGUAAAGUCAUGAAACAUGAUUCGUUCAGUGAAAAGUACUGUUUUACUAAUCUUUAUUGUGGUCGCAAAUGUAUUAGGCAGAAUACACAAAUUGCAACUUACGGAUGAUGAACGUCAUUAUGUGGACCUCACAACCUUUGGGUUCCUCCGGGGCGGAGUCCUUGAUGUGAAAAUGAUUGACUUCCAGUUGCCUGCUGGACCUGUCUAUGGAGAGUAUGGGUUCACGCUUGAUCGCACGGUGAACGGCGCCAUCAGCCCUUACCUCGAAGUACACUCCGACACGUGCUUCCUGAAUGAGAUCGAAAAGACGGGGGUGUCCCCGCAACAUCCCGCCAUAGUAUUCUUGAAGAUGGACUUCGAGAAAAUGAGAUUGAACAUCACAUGUAAGGGCGAAGUUGCCGCGCUCAACUUGUACGAGAAUAGAUCUAUGAUACCCACGGACAGGAACAAGCGGCAGUCGCAAUUCAUGUUCAUGAACAGGCAGAAGAGAUCCGUUGAUCGUAGCGAUAACGAUGUAGUGUUGCAAUGUUCGCAUGCAUACCUGCCAAUAAAUAAAACUACACGCAAUGGAUUUAACUAUUACAAUACUAGUUUUGCUAUGCACGUGGCGUCUACAAAAGAGGAGGGUCUAUAUAGUUUAUACUUCCACAAUUGUCCUCACGCGGCCAAGGGUUCAACAACCGAUAUGAACAUGGUGAUAGAAAUAUUCGAGAGCAACACGAACAACAACUACUUGUCCGCAGGCGAAAUGCCGCUGCCGAAUCUAUAUUCGCUCAUGUCUUUAGUAUUCCUCCUUUGCGCCAUAUUCUGGACGUACAUACUUAAAACUAGUAGACACACAGUCUUCAGGAUACACAUUAUCAUGUGUAUAUUGGUGUAUCUGAAAGCGUUGUCGCUGGUCUUCCACGGGAUCAAUUAUCAUUUUAUAGAAACAAGAGGCGAACAUGUCACGGCUUGGGCCAUUUUGUAUUAUAUUACACAUUUAUUAAAAGGUGCUGUGUUGUUCGUGACCAUAGUGCUAGUCGGCACCGGAUGGAACUUCAUAAAGCACAUCCUAGCUGACAGGGACAAGAAACUCUUCAUGAUCGUCAUCCCGCUGCAGGUGGUGGCAAAUGUCGCAGAGAUCAUAAUAGCGGAAAGUGAGGAGGGGGCGGCGGAACACAACGCCUGGAGGGACAUCUUUAUAUUGGUGGACUUGCUAUGUUGUGGCGCCAUCAUGUUUCCCGUCGUAUGGUCGAUACGUCACCUGCAAGACGCCUCAAGCACGGACGGCAAGGCGGCCAUCAACUUGAGGAAGUUGAAACUCUUCAGACACUUUUACAUCAUGGUGCUCUGCUACAUAUACUUCACUAGAAUCAUAGUUUAUUUAUUAAAGACAACUGUUCCGUUCCAAUACUCGUGGAUCGAUGAAAUGUUCCGAGAGAUGGCGACACUGUUGUUUUUCGUGAUGACCGGCUACAAGUUCCGGCCGGCCGCCGCCAACCCCUACUUCACGCCCAACAACGACGACCAAGAGACACAAGUGUUGUCUGAAAUCGGCAUCCUCGAAGGUGUAACUAAAAUAUCGAACCGAGGUGAGAAGAGACGCGAAGAUUUGCAGCCCUUGAUGCAGGAUUCCAACUAUAAUUCCGACUAGUAGGACAGUAGAACUCCAGUCGAACUCGUUGAAAGCUAAACCACUGUGCAGUGAUGACUUUGGUAAGACUUUGUGUUUUGUACUGGAGUCCAAAUAAUACUAGGAUUAGAAUUGUGUAGUGAGAAAAACAUACAUUGUAGUUAAAUCUUCUAAUAAAACAGUCCAACUACAAUACUGUUAGUUGGACUAUAAUAGUUGACCAAUCUUGUAAAAAGAUUUAGCCAAACUUAAAAGGAACGGUUAUAUUAAUAUACAAUAACAUUUAGAGUAACCAUUUUUUAUAGGUAUCCUAUUUGGUAUUUGAUAUAAAUUCUAACGUCUAACCUAAAAAAUAUUUGAUAUGAAGUCAAAUCUUAAUUAAAUAAUAAUUUAUGAUUCUGUCAUUAUUUUAAGAAAUUAAAGUUUCUCUUUCAAUAUAAAAUUUGUUGAUAUAAAUCUGAUGUAAAAAUGUAAGAACGAUUGGACUGUGAAAGUGCUAUGUAUAGAUAUGGUAAGGAAAUAUUGUGAAUUAUAUAGUAAACUUAUAUGUUUGGUAACACUUAACAAAUCUUUAUGAUAAUUAGGUAAAACAAAAUAGGAUAUUGUUGUAAUAAAACUACAUGAUGUAGCAAUAUAAUUGUAACAUAUCUCUAUCAAUUGCCAAUAUAUGUUUCAUCUCGAAAGGAAGCAAUUUUAUCUUUUAAUGUUAAGCUCAAUUUAAUAAUUUUCAACUUUACAAAAGCAAACAAUGUAUGUAUUCGUUCCUUUAUGUGUAUAUGGAGUAAUAGAUAAGUGACAGCAUUAUAUAUAUAUAUAUAUAUAUAUAUAUAUAUAUAUAUAUAUAUAUAUAUAUAUAUAUAUAUAUAUUUUAGGUUGUUUUUCUUGCUUGUAUAAUGACUUAGUCAUAAUACUUGUAAGGUAAUAUUGUGGACUUUGCGAGUUAGAGACAGGUUUUGUUCGUCGUCUUCCGUUGUGUUGUCCGUCGACGGAUCAACGCACUAAACCUAUAUAAAACAAUAGAGCCGCAACGUGCUGCGUCGUCGCAAAGGAACAUGACGUAGCAAUGGGGCCGGGCUCUGAAUAAGAAAGACGGCCUUAAAAUUGUAAUGCUAUAUCCUAUCCGAUUGAUCUUUUAGUUAAAAAACCUCGUGUGGUAUUGUUUUUGAAUAUUUUAUUAUAACAUAGCGUACGACAUUUUAAUAGUUAAUUUAAGCUUGGUUUGGGCAUGGACGUACAGUCAACAGCUCAUCUAGUUACCCCGCGUAAGCCUCUAUGCCGCGGUAAUAGAGGCGAGUUUGCAAUGAGUUUGGGUAGGUUUAUAUGCAUGUACGUGGCCCACAGACCGGUAGGCGGCUAUCGGAUUUUUUAUGCAAUCUGUCUCGAUUUUUCCCGAUAAAAUUGAAAUAAAAUCAAAACAAAUGUUUUUGAGGAAUAUGGCCUUAAAUCUAUACUCUCUCUGAUCUCAGUGUAUUCCCGUGGUACCUUCCUCAGCCAUUGAGCGCCGGAGCUCGGGGUCUUGGCUUCAAAUCUCCUAAUAACUAAGAAUUUUUCACUAAAAGUUAAACCACAUAUUUUUUUCUAAAUGACAUACAAUAAUAUGUAUGCUUCAAUAUUCUUUAGUGAGAACUGAAAAUAAUAAAGUGUCAAUUAUCGCGUUUUGUUAAUUAAAUAUUUUUACAUAUUUUUCAAGGAUUGCAAUACCCUAUUGCAUAUGAGCGUAUAGAAAAUGUUACCGUGUUAAACAAUUGUUACAUAAGUACUGUUUUAUAUCAACUAGAAUUUCAUAAUAACAAUUAGAUGAAUCACAGAAAUAAGAAUUCAAUGCGGUUUCUUUUUAAAUCAUUUAAUUGUUGAUUCCUUUCUCUAGCUAAAUCUAUUUUAGUCACUACCUUAUAUCUUUUUGAACAUUUGAGGGUCAGUCAAUGAAAAAAUAAUAAUAAUGAAAAUCUUAGUCCCGAUGUGUUCCCUAAUUUCCUGAAGGCUCCCCCCUAGAGGAUCCAUCAGGAAAUACGUAAGGCCGUAAGCAUUUUCGCGUGGACUGAUGGAAUAACAUUUAUAUUUCUGGUUUCGUAUGAGUGGACUCGGUGCAAUGAAUACAUUGAAUGCAGAGUCGCAUUCAAGUAAAUCGAGUCUCAGCUUCUCAACAGGUGAUGACAUCGAACGGGUUACCAGUUCAACAGCAGAACAAGAGAGAGCUUGCCAUUUUAAUAAUAUCCACCAACUAAUAACCAAUAAAGAGUAACAACAUGGAAGAUCUUUUGGCAACCCAAAAACGGGGAAGACAUUCAGAUCCGUAUCUUAGGAAAAGUUGAUGGAUCUUAUAGACGCAACGGUAAUUUUUUUUUUCAAAUUAACCCUUAAGUAAUUAUAUACCUCAUGAGUCAAUAUUGGGGCCAAUAAUAUUGUAUUGUAUAGAGUUGAUCUUCCAGAGCGUAUUAGCAAUAAUGUCUUUUAUUGGCGGAUAACUUCCAAUUUUUUAAGAGCUUCAAAUUAUUCAUACCUUAAAAUUUCCCAGUUAAAUAUUAUAUUUCAACAAUUCUUAACUUUUAUUACAUAGUAAAUGCAUAUCGACCAAUAUACUAUAGUGGGAAAUAAUGACUGUUGUACUUCUUCAGUAUUUCUCACUAUUAUUCUCAUUUAAGGGCAAUAAAGUUAUUUGUAAUAAAUUUGUUAUUUUAAAAGUACUAUCCAGAAUUAAGGACCGAUAUUAAGCUAUCAUUGGACCUUAGUUCAUGCUUGGUAUUCGUCUCGAUUUCGUUAGGGACUUAAUAGUAACACACUUGCUGAUAAAGUGACUGAUUGCAUACACCUAAGUCAUAAAUGAUAAAAUAUGAUUUUUAUUAACGCAUUUUACUAAAUUACUCUAUGCGGUUUAUAUAAAAUGCUGGUUAGGAUCAAUAUUAAAAUGUAUGGAUUGUUAUCAGGAAGUUUAUCAGCAUGUGUCAUUUGAUAUAUGUACAAUAUCGUUUAUAAUUGUAAUUAUAUUACAACUUGGUUUUUCAUUCGGAUAUAUAAUGUUGAUCAUUCUUUGAGUUACGUUUACCAGUGACCAAUAUUAUAACUAAUCCUUGCAGUUUUAUCACAAACUAAUAAUGUGGUUAUUUUCCGAUAAUGCAAAAAUAUAGCAGUCGAGGAGACUGGUGCAUAAAAAUGUGGAAUAGAUUUUUGCAAUGAUGCCUUUUUUAGAUAGGUAUAUAUAAAUGUCUCACGUUUUUUUCGGGCAACAGAUAUGGGCGUUCGCCCGUCUCUUUUGCAAGUGAAGUGUGUGACAGAGACAGGCUGUACUGCAUUACCGCAUGCAAUAAAUUUGUUAUCUUUGAUAUUUAUGAUGAAGCGAUGUCCAAUUCAGUAUUUUCUGAAUAUGGCUCACAUUUUAGUGUAAUAUUUAGCCGUAAGUCAUUAAUGUUUCCAUUUAUGUGUCAACGAAAUUGUUAAUAUUUCUUGAAGAUAAUUUCCUUUUAACAAAUUGAACUCGUGAAGAUUCAUUAGUAAUAAUUUUAAAAUUUGAUACACAAUAAUUCGAUUUAAGGUUUGUAAAACUAUUGUAAAAACUGUACAAAUAAACAGUAAUGAAAUAAU
Molecule: messenger RNA, 5352 nt
Organism: Plodia interpunctella (Indianmeal moth)
Lineage: Eukaryota; Metazoa; Arthropoda; Insecta; Lepidoptera; Pyralidae
Exons: 12
Coding region: 175-1794 (539 amino acids)
Biological process (GO): transport
Cellular component (GO): membrane; Golgi apparatus
Source: RefSeq, a predicted model, not a curated record